UUUUUUUUUGCUUUGUCGGGGAUGCUUUUAGUCCAAUUUAUUUUAGUUGCAUUUAUAAUUUCCCUUCUCGUGUUCGCAUUUAAUGAUAUAUAUAUUUUUGUGCACUUAACCACAAUAAAAAACUAAAAAAUAUCCCUUCUUUUCAAUUUAUACCUAAAAUGACGUAGAGAGAUAACGAGAGAAGCUUGAAAUAAAAAAUUAACAGGAGGUUGACAAGCUUAAAAGAAGUGAUGAGAUUGGGACUCAAAAAAGUGACAGAUCAGAUUUCCUUUUAUCUUUAGCUUUUUUAUCCUUUUAUUUUUUACUAACUUCUUAUUUUUGUCCAUUGAUCAAUUUUUUGUUUUGAUUGACUUUUUAACUAUUUACUAGCUAAAAACACUCAUAAAUAUUUACUGCCAUUGAUCUUUUCUUAUUAACUGACAAAUAAAUUGACCACUUUCCUUUGAGAACAAAAAAAGUUUCAAAAAUUCAUCAAGAAUGGGCUGUGGCCCUUCAACAAGCAAAAAUACUGCAGCGACAGUAGCUUCAAAUCAAUUCCCUGCCACUGUAAAUAUUCGAGUAUUUGGACAGCCAAUAUCUCCAUCUCCACAACAUUUUAAAAAACCGGCAAGUGGCGGUACAACUCCUCGCCCCAGUGGAUCAAGUGGAAAAGACGUCCCCUCAAUUGUGCCUAAUGAAUUGUGUAAGUCAACUUCUGAAAGAUCUCUCAAUAUUGGGGGUUUGGUUGUUAAUGAAAGGGAAGAAGGAAGUAAUAUAUUAAGUAGUAGAGAGGUUAGUAGUCAUCGUCAUCUCAGAAAGAGUCAUUCUUCACGCCAGCAUCGACGUGUUGGCAGCACUGGUUCUCAUUUAGCGCCUAGUAAAUCCUUCGAGACAGCUUUACAUCCAGAAACAUCCAGAAAUAUUGAAAUUUCAAAAGAAGAAAAUGAAACAAAAUCUCGUGUUGAAGAGAUUGGUAAUUGGCAGAUGUCCAAUAAAAGUGACCUCCGACUGGAAAACCGUACACCCAGUAAUUCUUUAUUGGGUGUUGGAGAAACUCAAGGAAGCGGCUUCUUUACUUCAUGGCUUCAACCUCCUGGUUCUGUACCUUCCACAACCAAUACACCAAUCCAAUCUCCCUUUGCUUCUGCUCCUAACAGUCCGAACAGUCAAAAAGAUGGGAUAAGCAGCAGCCGAAGGCCGUCUCCAAGGGCUCCGUACAUGCCAAUUUCUUUUAGCGAACAAAAUCAGCGACAUUCAUCCCCAAGAAUUGAACCUCACAGUGAAAGAAUUAUUCGAGAUGAACAACUAAAACAACAAAAAACAUCAAUUGGGAGUGACAGCAAUAUUCGGCAUUCGAGUGUUCCUACCCCAAGAGAAUUCUCUUCAUCACCGCUCUAUCGCUUUAGGCAAAAACAGAAGCCUAAAACACCACAAAUGUCAAUACGAUCAGCAAUUCUCAUCCAAAAAUGGUAUCGACGUUGCUUGGCUCGUUUAGAAUCAAGAAGAAGGGCAACAUGGAAUAUAUUUACAGCUUUAGAGUAUGCGGGAGAACAAGAUCAAUUGAAGGCAGUUGUACAACUUUUUCAACGAAAUAAUUACUGCAAUGUUAGAAAAGGACGAUUUAAAUGGCCGAAACGAAAUUUGCCAAGUCAUUACCAUUUUGUCGGGACACUUCUUUCAGCACUUACAAGGCACGCCUUCAAUGCGGAUGAAACAGAAAAAGACAAUAAAUUAUGGGAGAGUACCAAUCCAGAAUUGUUUCGCAUUGACAAAUCUUAUAAAGGCCCAGUAAUUUCCUUACCAAUUAGAACAGCACAUGUUGAGGCAAUGAUUGAACAUUUUAAAUUAAAUAAGGCAAAAGAAUUUUUUGAAUUUUUUAAAAAUUAAUUUUUAGAUUUUGCCUGCUCGUUAUUUGUUAAUUAUUUUACAUGAAUCUAGGAAGGUGCUAA
Messenger RNA from Meloidogyne enterolobii, 1928 nucleotides. NCBI's taxonomy places the organism in Eukaryota, Metazoa, Nematoda, Chromadorea, Rhabditida, Meloidogynidae. The record is from the annotation of a GenBank genome assembly.